UCUCUCUCUCUCUCUCUCUGUGUCUGUGUGGAAGUAAUGCAGGACGGCAAAGGAGCAGGAGAACAGGCCGAGGCUUCUCGCCCGGAGCUUUAUGAGGAUUAUUUGAAGUGUUUCAGUGACUGGUUUCCUGGGGAUCAGCCGCACCAUGAUGUUCAGCUGCGGAAGAAGCUGGCUCAAUAUUUGCUCAGGGAACCGACGCCUCCAGGUACUUUCACUGUGUUCCCGUUCUACCAGGCUGUGGCCGAGGCAUGUGACCCUGUUAACACAAACUGCAGGAAACACCUUAUGGCCUUCAUCAGAGCCACCGAGCUGCUGGAGACCGUCUGUGUCAACCUGUUCCUGCAACCCUGGAGGAAGGAAUUCAAGACACUGAAGACUUUCACUGGUCCAUUUGUUUACUGUCUUCUACCAGUUCUCAGCAGUUCUACCAUUCAGUCAGUACUGGCUUCUAUAGGCUACCUGCCUCACUCUGACAGCCCACAAAGUGAGUUCAGACUCUGUGAGGAUGCUAACCCAGACAGAGCUAUACUGGUGGGCUUCGAACUUCUGCUGGCCCGGUUGGAGUGUUACCACCUCCUGGAGGUCCUGGAUAAGGAUCAGCUAGGACCAAAGGAGUGGCUGGAGGUUCUCCAGAGGAGAGCUGGGCCUACAAAAGUGGAAGAAGCCCCAGGAAAGGAGAGAAAAAUAGGGCCAAAGGAGGAGGAGAAGGAGAAAGACAAAGGAGACAGUAAAGAGGUACUUCUGUAUUCAGUCCCCGGGCCUGGAGAGGGAGUCAGGUGCACUCCUCGACGCAUUCCCAUUGCAGACCAGUUCAUUAUGGAGAUGCAGAGAACUUACCCUGAUCUGGCCUUCAGAGGUCGUCCUCUGGUACCAGACAAACCACACCGAGCAAAAAGGAUCCGAAGCAGCAGUAAAGAUAUUCAUACUGCCAGUGGUCAUUGCAGUGAUAACAGUAAAGCUUCUGAGAUCCCCAAAAGACACGUUAUCAAAAACAUCAAAGCUACUUCUAAGAUUAUCUGCAGUAAAAUUGAUGGAAGCAAAGCUGAUAAAAUGUUGGGUGAUGAAGGAAGAAGUAGUGGUUUAUAUGAUAACACCCCUGGAUACACCACCCGCAGCAGCUGCAGAGACACUGAUGGAGACAGGGUGGAUGUUGAGCUCAGUGGGCCUCAAGCCAUUUCCCUUCAAAUGGGCCUGAAGCCUGGAUUGACUCCGCCCACAGUAGCUCCCUCCGCAGCAGGCAUACCAAAAAAAAGACUGUCUAUACCAGCUCUUCCCUCUCUGAGCUCUAUGGACGAGGACUGGGAGCUGAGGGGGCUGGCAGAGAGGAUGAAGGACCAGCUCCAUGUCCAGGAAACCAACGAGGAGGUGAAUAGAAAAGAAGAAAACAAGAGAGGAGAGAACACAAAUAAAGAAAGGAGGGAGAAUGAAAGAAAGAUCAGCACAGAGGGAGAGGUGGAGGAGCAGAUACUCAUGAAACCAGUGGUGGAGACAGGUCCAGCACUGACCUAUGAUGCAGGUGGAGGCAGCACAGAAGGACAAGAAAAAGAAAUAGAAGAAGUGGAAUUCAGUGAAGGAGAGGAGGAGCAGCUGGGUCAGAAUUUUGUCUUUGUCUAGGUGUCAGAAAAGGUAAUAACCGCUCAAGAAAAAUUUACAUAUUUGUUGUUUUUUUUACAAAAUCUGCUCUGCCCACUCUCAGGACUUUCCUUAGCUGCUUUUGGUGCAAGUGUUAGAUAAGAGGCUUCACCAGUAGACACUCAGACUUGGCUCUUCAAUCCUGUCAAUGUACAUUGUGAUUUUGUUGAUGUGCUCUGUAACACGUGACACGUUUUGCACUUCUGUGCAUACUGGGAGAGGGAUCCCACACAUGCUUCUCUCUGAGGCGUUUGUUCUCCUGAUAAAAUGUUUUUCUGGUAGUUUUUCCUAACUCUUGUUGAGGUUUAAGAACAGAGAAUAUUAUCCCUAUGAUACAAAUUGUGAUUUGUGAAUAUGGGCUAUACAAAUAAAAUUUGAUUGAUGAUUA
Messenger RNA from Platichthys flesus (European flounder), 2020 nucleotides. RefSeq lists its product as uncharacterized. The transcript is spliced from 7 exons. NCBI's taxonomy places the organism in Eukaryota, Metazoa, Chordata, Actinopteri, Pleuronectiformes, Pleuronectidae. Bases 37 to 1614 code for a protein of 525 amino acids. Gene Ontology annotation, cellular component: cytoplasm. The record is from RefSeq and is a predicted model, not a curated record.